UACCAUAAUGCUAACCUGAAUUUGAAUGUUUUUAAGGUCAUAAGUCGCAUUUAAAGCAUGCAAAAACAAAUAAAAUACGUGUUUUUUAUAAUGCUGGUGUGACAUCUGUACUGCUUUUUUAUAGAGCCUGUUUAUUGAUUUUGAGUAGUCGAAAGAUGACAUUAAUGCUUGCAAGCUUUGUUUAGUUGGACAAAAUCGAGAAUAAAAUACAUUUCUGAAUUUUUGCGGUUGUAAACGUUUUUCAAUAAUUUUUUGACGAGGACUUAUGCGAGCAAAAUGAACAAAUUUAUAAUAGUAAUUGUUACAGGAUUAAAUCUUGUUUUCCAUAAUCAGUUUGCAGCAGCUGGAUUUGCAAGUUUUCAAGAACUGGAAACAAUUUUGUUACAGGCUACAUUGAAUGAAUAUGCCAGCAGACCUCACUCUUCCGACUCCGACGGUGCUGUGAAAGUAGGCGUUCGGGCGGUAUUUACCGAUGUACAGCCAAUACAACGAGAGAGUAUCGACGUCAUUGUUCAUAUUCAAUCAAUAUGGGAUGACGCACGUCUAAAAUACAAUGUUACGUCGGGAACACCGGCAAGAAAGAACGAAACGUUGAUAUACGCUCUUCAUGAGAAAAUCUGGAAGCCAGACCUUUACCUUGAACCCGAAUGGACAUUAAAUAACGAUGCUGAGAAAAUGAAUAUAAGAAUUGUAACUAAUGGACAGGUCGGCAAGAAUAAAAGGUUCAGAGCCACGAUUCCUUGCACGACCAGCUUUGUUGGUAUUGAACAUACAGAUUUCAUCUGCACAACAAGAGUUAUGUCCUAUUCCUACUUUGAUAAUGAGGUGAAGUUGUACUGGGUUGCUGAUGAGCCACUGCAAUUGAAGUAUGGAGCAAUAGACGCGGAAUCAGAAAUAACUAGGGGAGAAAAUGAUACUUGUCACUGGGAUACAUUUAAUGAAAUGAGAGCGUCGUGCAUUGAAGUAAAACUGUUUGUCACCAGGCGAUUUCCCUCCAUCUUCUAUCGUUUAUACUUACCAAGUUUCAUGGCAGUAUUCAUGUCAUGGUCCAGCUUCUGGAUCCACCGUGAUGAAGCUUCGGCAAGAAUCAAACUUGGAACCCUUGUUGUGUGGACUGUAAUGACUCAGUACAUUUCUAUCGAAGUUGCCUUUCCGGAUUACCUGAAUAACAUUGCUGGAAAUGUAUGGAUGUCUGGGUGCAUGUUUUUCACAUGGGCUUCGUUUAUACUCUACGUCAUUAUUCACGUGGUACGCAGACGAGAAAAGACUAAAGCGAGACACGAUGAAGAAAGGGAAAAGGAAAGAGAGAAAGAAGCAAAAAGAACCGGGGAGAGAGCUCUUUCAAUAUCCGCCCUCCAUCCGGAUGCGCGGCUUGCAAGUGGAGGGUUGAAAGGAUAUUCUGUAUGGGAUAACAGAAAUAAGUUCAAAGUAACGAAGAUAUACAUUUCUUCGUUCACAUUAGAACGCUGGUGUAGAAUCUGGUUUGGAAUUCUCUUCUUCGGGUUUACUAUUUUCUUUCUCGCAUUCUUUGGACAGGAUUUGUUUAUGUGACAAUUGAAGAGAUGCUUCACAUUAUGAUAACAAGAUAUGCAAUGUAGUUCGAUUGCUUUGAAAGAAGUAGAACUACUAAUUACUUAAGAUAGCGCGUACGGUCAGCUGGUUAACUGGUUAACUCGUUAAAGUUCCAUAAGGCAUUUAUUGUUUUAUUAAAAGCAUAUAUGCUGUCUAAAUAGAGACUACACAUAAUUGAUUAGUUAGAAAAACGCUUCUUUCAAGUCAUACAAGAAAUUAUGAUGUCAGGUUCAUAAAGGGAGAUAAUCAAAACAGUGCAUUUUAUGAAAUUUUGUAUUAUAUUAUUCAUAAAGUCAGACCUGAGAAAACAAUUAUCAAACAUUGGAUUUAACAAGAGAAUAAUAUAUUUUAUGUUCAAAAUAAAAACAAAAAACGUG
Molecule: messenger RNA, 1949 nt
Organism: Mercenaria mercenaria
Lineage: Eukaryota; Metazoa; Mollusca; Bivalvia; Venerida; Veneridae
Product: glycine receptor subunit alpha-2-like
Exons: 8
Coding region: 277-1551 (424 amino acids)
Biological process (GO): regulation of membrane potential; chloride transmembrane transport; signal transduction
Cellular component (GO): synapse; neuron projection; membrane
Molecular function (GO): neurotransmitter receptor activity; transmembrane signaling receptor activity; chloride channel activity
Source: RefSeq, a predicted model, not a curated record